Messenger RNA from Polistes canadensis, 983 nucleotides. RefSeq names its product ras-like protein 1 (gene Ras85D). Lineage: Eukaryota; Metazoa; Arthropoda; Insecta; Hymenoptera; Vespidae. The record is from RefSeq and is a predicted model, not a curated record. Gene Ontology annotation, biological process: Ras protein signal transduction; epidermal growth factor receptor signaling pathway. The coding region runs from base 273 to 857 and encodes 194 amino acids. Gene Ontology annotation, molecular function: GDP binding; GTPase activity; GTP binding. Gene Ontology annotation, cellular component: plasma membrane. The transcript has 5 exons.
CCGGGACGUAACAAUAUAUCUGAUCUUUCCUCUGUGAAUAGUUAAGUACGUUGGCGUGGCUGCAUAACAUCUUAUGGCAUCUUACUCUGUUCAAUGGGUGUAUAGUACUUGCCCAUGAUAAAUAACAAUAAAUGAUUAAUAAUUAACGUAUAAACCUAGAAGGUGAUCAUUUAAUCAGUGUUAGGAUUAAAUUUCAUAAAUUUGAUAUUUUAAGAAGUAACUAAAGUUUUCCAUUGGAUGUACCAGUUUACGUUAAAACAAGAACUGGUAUUAUGACGGAAUAUAAGCUCGUAGUGGUAGGAGCUGGUGGCGUUGGAAAAUCCGCAUUAACUAUUCAACUUAUACAAAAUCACUUUGUAGAUGAGUAUGACCCUACCAUUGAAGACUCUUAUAGGAAACAAGUUGUUAUUGAUGGAGAAACGUGCCUUUUAGAUAUAUUAGACACAGCUGGCCAAGAAGAAUAUAGUGCAAUGAGAGAUCAAUAUAUGAGGACUGGUGAAGGGUUUUUAUUAGUAUUUGCUGUUAAUUCUGCAAAAAGCUUUGAGGAUAUAGGUACGUAUAGAGAACAAAUAAAAAGAGUAAAAGAUGCAGAAGAAGUACCAAUGGUAUUAGUUGGAAAUAAGUGCGAUCUUCAACAAUCUUGGGCAGUAAAUAUGACACAAGCAAGAGAAGUUGCACGCCAAUAUGGAGUACCAUUUGUUGAAACUUCUGCAAAAACUAGAAUGGGUGUAGAUGAUGCUUUUUAUACUCUGGUAAGAGAAAUACGAAAAGAUAAAGAACACAGAGGUAAAGAAAAAAGAAAACGUAUGAGAGUUGGUAAUUCUGGGCGCAGGAGGCAUCGAUGUUGUCUCCUUUAAACUAUUUGCUAAAAUUAAUUUUUUUCACUCAACAGAUCAACGAAAGAAUAAAAUGUAAAAUCCUAGAGUAUAUUCACUUUACAUAAAUUUUUGCAGCUUCCUUUAUAGAAUAUCAUAAUUAACCUU